Durio zibethinus is the source of this 7062-nucleotide messenger RNA. RefSeq names its product Homeodomain-like transcriptional regulator (gene RLT2). Gene Ontology annotation, molecular function: DNA binding. The record is from RefSeq and is a predicted model, not a curated record. Lineage: Eukaryota; Viridiplantae; Streptophyta; Magnoliopsida; Malvales; Malvaceae. Gene Ontology annotation, biological process: regulation of transcription by RNA polymerase II.
UGUGGCGGGGAAUGUGAAUUCUGGCGAACACUCUUCGUACCGAAUGAACAAAGAAGAACAACGAAAGAAGUGGAUUUUGGAUAAUUGGAUGAGAUGCUGUCUCGUUACUGCGUAACGCACUCCGUAACGCCAACAAAAGCCCCAGCCAAAGGCCAAAAGCUCACUCAUUCCCCCUCCCCAUUUCUCCCCGUUUUGAGAAAAAAAAAAAAAAACACCAGCACAGCGCUCCAUACAUAAAUAUUCAACGCACACGCCCUCCUGAAAUUGAAAAACACAAAAACAAAAAGGCAUCAUCUGACAAAUACCAACCCACCCUCCCCACUCUUGUUUUUUCUAUUAAUUUUAAACCCAAAAAAGAAAAAAAACUCCCAAAAACCAAAAACAAAAAGCAAAGAAAAAAGAAACAAUGGGAUCGAUUGCGAUGAGAGAGACAAAGAGUGUUGUUCUUCGCUGUUGUAUUGUUCCUCGUUUUUCAAUUUCUCAAAAUUAUUAUAGUAGAAUUUCACAUCCUUUCUUUUUUUUGUUUUUAUUUUAUUAUUAUUAUUAUUAUUAUUAUUCCUCAACAAUCUUUCAACUUCCAUUAUUAUUAUUGUUUUCAUCCGCGACACGACUAAUGCUAUUAUCUUAUUUAUUAUUUGGAAUUGUUAUUCCCCAAAUCUCACCGCACAUCUCAAUCACACAGUCACCAAUACAAUAUCGAUUCUUAGAGAGAGAGAAACUUUUGUUUGUACGAUUCGCUUUUCAUUUAGAGAGAGAAUGACUUUGUUGUAGUAAUGUAUAAAAGUGUAUUUAAUUUAGUUAUUUAAAUUCAUUUUUAUUUUUGUCAAAUCUUAUCCACCUUCAAUCCCUAGUUUUAGACAGAGAAUCUCUCUGUUUUCUUCUUCUUAUUUUUUUUCGUUUCGGUUUUUCUUUUAAAAAAAUUUCGGGAAUUUUCUUGCUGUUGAAGCUCCUUGAUGAUCUCAUUUUCAGAGUAAAAUUCAAUUUCAGCUUUGUUGUUGAAUUUCUAGGGAUUUUUAGUCUCACCUUGAAAAAUGGAGACUGGUGGUGUCAGUGGCGGUGGAGGGGGUGUGGGCGGAGGUAGUUCUGAAGGAGAGAAGAAGCUUCCGGAAGGAGAAACAAAAGUCAAGCGGAAAAUGAAGACCGCUUCUCAGCUUGAAAUACUAGAGAAAACAUAUGCCAUGGAAAUGUACCCGUCCGAAGCUACACGGGCAGAAUUAUCGGUGCAGUUGGGGCUUUCGGAUAGGCAGUUACAGAUGUGGUUCUGCCACCGCCGGCUUAAGGAUAGGAAGGGACCUUCCGUGAAACGGCAAAGGAAGUAUUCCAUGUCGCUAGCAGGGGAGGAAAUGGGAGGUGCUGAGGCGGGAAAUGAGCAUGGAUCAGGGGGCUUCAGUUUGCUCGGUCAUGAGCUGGACCUGAGAAGGGCGGUUCCAAGAACUGGAAUGACUGUUCCAAGGUAUUACGAGGUGCCUCGCUCUAUCGUGGAGCUGGAGCUUCGCGCUAUAGCAUUUGUGGAAUUACAGCUGGGUGAGCCUAUAAGGGAUGAUGGUCCUAUGCUUGGGAUGGAGUUUGAUCCCUUGCCACCUGGUGCAUUUGGUGCGCCAAUAGUAGCAUCAACGGAAGUGCAGCAGAAACAACCAGGACAGCCUUUUGAGACCAAAAUAUAUGAACAACGCGAUACAAAAACAGUCAAGGGUUCUAUGAGGGCUGUUCGAGAAUAUCAGUUUCUCCCAGAGCAGCCCACUGUUAGAACUGAAACAUAUGAAAGAGUUGCCCCAUCCUACAACUAUGGUUCACCCACUGAUGGUCCAAAUGCCAUGGCCACAUCAUUGUCUGGUGGGCGUUCAUCUGUGCAUGGGAAUGAACAAGUACCUUCUGGAAAUGGUUUUCCAGGUCAGAUGCCUAAUUUGAAUCUUUUGCCUCAGCAAAGCAGGCAGGGGCAUCUCUUACCUACUGCUUUAGGAGAGUAUGAUAAUGUUUCACGAAAGAACUCUUUAGCAAAUACUGCUGUUGAUGCUAAUAUUGGUGCUCACCCAAUUUCUGCGCUGGAAAGCCCAUUUGUAUCAUCUGACAGGAGGGUCAGUCUCGAUGAGGAUGUUUUGCGAAUGGAGAGGAAGCGCAAGAGCGAAGAGGCUAGAAUUGCACGUGAAAUUGAAGCCCAUGAGAAAAGAAUUCGAAAGGAGCUUGAAAAACAGGAUAUGUUGAGGCGAAAGAGAGAAGAGCAAAUAAAAAAAGAAAUGGAGAGACAUGACCGUGAAAGGCGGAAGGAAGAGGAGAGGCUACUACGUGAAAAGCAACGAGAGGAGGAGAGAUACCAGAGAGAGCAGAGGCGUGAACUAGAGCGUAGGGAGAAGUUCUUGAUGAAGGAAUCUGUUAGAGCUGAGAGAAUGCGGCAAAAAGAAGAACUGCGUAAAGAAAAGGAGGCAGCUAGGCUUAAAGCUGCUAAUGAGAGAGCUAUUGCUCGCAAACUUGCUAAAGAAUCGAUGGAACCUAUAGAGGAUGAACGCUUGGAACUCAUGGAGUUAGCUGUAUCAAGCAAAGGGCUGCCUUCAACAUUGUCACUUGACUUUGAAAUCUUGGAAAAUCUUGAUAUAUUUAGAGAUAAGCUGUGUGAGUUCCCGCCUAAAACAGUGCAGUUGAAGAGACCCUUCUCAAUUCAACCAUGGAACGGUUCUGAGGAGAGCAUAGGGAAUCUUCUUAUGGUUUGGAGGUUCUUAAUUACCUUUGCAGACGUUCUUGGACUUUGGCCUUUUACUCUGGAUGAGCUUGUCCAAGCUUUUCAUGACUAUGAUCCAAGGUUGUUGGGUGAGAUACAUAUUGCCCUUCUGAGAUCUAUUAUCAAAGAUAUCGAGGAUGUUGCACGAACACCUUCCACUGGGCUGGGAGCUAGUCAAAAUAGUGCUGUUAAUCCUGGAGGUGGGCAUCCACAGAUUGUUGAAGGGGCAUAUGCUUGGGGUUUUGAUAUACGCAGCUGGCAGUGCCACUUAAAUAUGUUGACAUGGCCUGAGAUUUUGCGGCAAUUUGCUCUGUCUGCUGGAUUUGGGCCGCAGCUGAAGAAAAGAAAUAUUGACCAGGCAUAUCUUUGUGAUGAAAAUGAGGGUAAUGAUGGAGAAGACAUAAUUACUAAUUUGCGAAAUGGGGCAGCAGCUGAAAAUGCUGUCGCUAUAAUGCAAGAAAGGGGUUUCUCUAAUCCACGCAGAUCUAGGCAUCGCUUGACACCUGGAACUGUUAAAUUUGCUGCAUUUCAUGUUCUCUCCAUUGAGGGUAGCAAAGGCCUGACAAUAUUGGAAGUUGCAGAGAAGAUUCAGAAAUCGGGUCUGAGGGAUCUUACAACGAGCAAGACCCCAGAAGCUUCUAUUGCUGCUGCUUUGUCAAGGGAUACAAAACUCUUUGAGAGAACAGCUCCUUCAACAUACUGUGUGCGUUCUCCGUAUAGGAAGGAACCAGCUGAUGCUGAGGCAAUUCUUUCUACAGCCAGAGAAAGAAUCCGAGUAUUUAAAAGUGGAUUUAUAGAAGGAGAAGAUGCUGAGGGUGCCGAAAGAGAGGAAGAUUCUGAAAGUGAUAUAGCAGAGGAUCAUGAGGUUGAUGAUUUGGGUGCUGAAAUAAAUUCAAAAAAAGAGAUGCACAAUUCUGAGGGAAGAAGCAGUUUUGAUACAGAAACUGUCUUGGGAAAUGGAAGGGAGAGUGGUGAGAUCCUGGGAACCCAACAAGUUGAAGUUGGGAAUGUAUGUAAGGGUGUCUUAUCACCACAUGCUGGAGGCCUCGAUAAGGUAAAAGAUAUUGAUGCUUCUGUUGAGCAAUCAGCAGAUGCUACCAGAAUUCAUAAAGAUGCUACUAGUGCUGGUCUAGAAGACACGGAAAUUGAUGAAAGCAAUACUGGUGAACUAUGGGUUCAAGGCCUUAUGGAAGGGGACUACUCUGAUCUAAGUGUUGAGGAACGCCUUAAUGCACUUUUUGCUUUGAUUUCCGUCGCAAUUGAAGGAAACACUAUUCAUGUUGUUCUUGAAGAACGCCUAGAGGCAGCAAAUGCUUUAAAGAAGCAAAUGUGGGCAGAGGUACAACUUGAUAAACGUCGCGUGAAAGACGAGUUUGUAUUUAGGGCAAAUUUUUCGUCAUAUAUGGGGAAUAAGAUGGAGAAUAGUCUUGUGAUGUCCUCAGCUGAAUGUAGGCGAAGCCCCCAGAUUGUUGGUGACAAAAAAGAUAAUGAUUCCUCUGUUGGUCCAGUUGUGCCGCAAGAAUGCUUAAAUAAUCCACCAAAUGAUCAUAAUUAUCUUAACAACGUAUCUUCUGAAGGGAACAUGCCAAUGCAAGAUUUCUCUAUUGGACCAGAUAACUUCCAAUAUCAGCAACCAGGAUAUGCACUUGAAAGAUCACGUUCACAGCUAAAAUUUUACAUUGGUCACAAGGCAGAGGAGAUGUAUGUAUUUAGAUCAUUGCCUCUCGGUCAAGAUCGUAGACGCAAUCGAUACUGGCGAUUUAUUACUUCUACAUCUUGUAGUGAUCCUGGCUGUGGCAGGAUCUUUGUUGAGUUACUUGAUGGUCGUUGGAGACUCAUUGAUGAUGAAGAGGGUUUUGAUGCUCUAUUGUCAUCUUUGGAUGUGCGUGGGAUCAGGGAAUCCCACUUGCAUGCAAUGUUGCAGAAGAUUGAGAUGUCCUUUAAGGAAGCUGUAGGGCGGUAUAAGCUGCAUGUCAAUAAGAGGCAAAAUGGAGACACCAUUAAGACAGAAGCUAAUGAAAUGGCUUCAAGCCUUGAUUGGAGUGUCUGUUUUAAAAGUCCUAGUAGUACUCUAUGUGGAUCUGAUUCUGAUAUGUCAGAGACAUCAACAUCUUUUUCUAUUGACCUUGGCAGGAAUGAAAAUGAGAAAAAUGAUGCCCUGAAGAGAUAUCAAGAUUUUGAGAAGUGGAUGUGGAAAGAACGUUUUAAUUCGUUGACAUUUUGUGCCAUGAAGUAUGGGAAGAGAAGGUGCAAGCAGCUGCUGGAUGUGUGUGAUUCCUGCUUCAGUAUUUAUUUUUAUGAAUACAAUCACUGCCCUUCAUGCCAUAUGACUUACAUUGCCUCUAAGAGCACAGUAAUUUUUUCUGAACAUGUGGCUCAGUGUGCAGAGAAACUGCAAAUGGGUCCUGAUUUUGCUUUGGAUGGUUCAGCCUUUUCUCCUCUGAGAAUCAGAUUGAUUAAACUUCAGUUAGCUUUGAUUGAGGUUUCUAUUCCAUUUGAAGCUCUUCAACCUGCUUGGACUGAGGGCUAUCGAAAUUCUUGGGGUAUGAAGCUGUACUCCUCAACAACAGCUGAAGAGCUUCUUCAGAUUUUGACACUGCUGGAAAGUUCCAUCAUGAGGGAUAGUUUGUCCUUAAAAUUUGAGACUACAUGUGAAGUGCUGUCUCCAUCUAACCCGUCAGGGCGUUUUGCUAAUUAUUCUUCCGAUCUUGAGGCAGUUCCUGUACUUCCAUGGAUUCCAAAAACAACAGCUGCUGUGGCCCUGAGGCUUAUUGAAUUUGAUGCAGCUAUCUCUUACACUCUUAACCAGGGGUCAGAGACUCAGAGGGACAAGGGAGCUGGGGAAUUUAUGAAGCUUCCAUCUAAAUAUGCUGUUGUGAAGAACCAUCAAGAUGACGAGACAAUGCAAACCUCAAAUCGGGUUGAAUAUUUACAAGAAGCAAGUUGGGUUGACGUGGGGAUAGGGUUUUCUGGUUCUGGCCGUGGAAGAGGUCGUGGGAAGGGUGGCGUGAUACGUGGUGGAAGAUCUCAAAGAAGGCCUACUAGUUCUAGAUCUGGAUCUGGCAAGACAAUUACAAAUGCAGACAGUGGGAGAUCAGGGCCAGUACUGGAAUGGAAAUCACGAUCACGUGGCAGGGGAGGGCAUAAUCGUGGUCGACGUAGCAGCAGGAGGCCAAAAGUGGCAAAGAGAAUGGUUGAGAUUGCUGGUGGGAGAGAGAACCCCAAGGAAAUCUUGGGGAAAUCAUCCAGAAGUUCUGCAGCAAAUGCUUGGAAUGGAGAUGAAGUAUCUAGAUUAGAAGUGGGUACCGCUGAUAACCCUAGCAGCUCUGAAAGAUCUGAAUACAAUGAUGAAAAUGGUCAGGCAACAGGAGAUGAAUAUGAUUAUCUGGCAGUAGAUGACUAUGCUGUUGGUUUCAAUGUCAAAGCUGAUGAUGGGGACGGAAGUGAUUACAAUAUAGAUGGUGAUGAAGGUGAUGAAGAUGAUGACGUUGAAGAUGGAUAUGAUAUUGCAGAAGAGGAGCAAGGGAAUUUUAAUGUUGGAGGGUACAUAAAUGAUAAUUCAGAUGAGGGCAUCAGGGAUGCAGAUGAUCUAGAGGACUCAGACCCUUACGUGAAGCCAUACGGGUAUUCGACAGAAGCAUCUUCAGAUUUCAGUGAGUGAAGGACUUGCUGCAAAUGCUGAAAGGAUACUUUCUGUUCGAUGGUGCUUCAUUUGCUGUAUUUAAACAGUGGUUUUAUGGUCCGACAAAAAGAAAAUUAUGGUUUUAGGGAGGAAAUUGAUAACUGUGUAAAGCACCUCCAUCGUACUAGAAGUAUAAUACAAACGAAUAACCUUUAAAAUUUGCUCGAUAGCAGUAUAAUUUGCUCCGCUAACCAGCGUCAGCUUCCUCUGAGCUUCUCCGUUGUAGGGCUAGUUCUGGCUUUCAUUUUGUUUCUGGUACCGGGAAGUCUUUUAAGCAAGAGGGCAAAAGAAAUUGAUAUAGUAUCUGAACUUGGAGUAUUUGGGAUGCAGUCUAUUGUAAAAUAUUGUUAGGAUAUAUGGUUAAUAGUUACAAGUUAAAUGAUUUAUUUUAUUUAGCAAAGUUCUGGAGGUUGAGGCCUUGAGGGUCCUAUGAUUCUGCACUUGUAACCGUGUGAAGCAGAUUGGCUUGUGCCGCUUUCAAGUUUCAAGAGCAGGAUCUGAACUCUUCCUAAUAUCAAACAGUGCUAAUAAAUUCUAAAAAAAUUGAUAGAUAAACAAGCAUUUGGUAUAAUCUUUGAAUAAAAUUUGCCCUAUGUCAAAUUGCUAACAUUUUGUAUAUAUAGUUCUCAGGUUUAAUGUAAAGCAAAACAAAGAAUGAGAUUUUUAG